GGUGGAGCUCCGUUAUGCCAUUGUAUGAUUCAGAACAAAAUUUCACAAUGGCAAACUGCCAAGAAAUGGACGGAAUUGCACAAUCACCUUUCCUAAGGGCAGUACUGUGUAUUCAUACUAUAAGUUCGCUGCUUGGCUUACCUCUACUGGCAUUUCUUUUUCGUUGGACGUUGACUCGACAGCUUAUGCAUUAUAACACCAAAUUCAUUAUAAUUUUCAAUGUGACUUGUUUAGUUAUACAUUUGUUGGCCAGGCUUCAACAACAUCUCGGAACUCUCUACGACAUGCAUAUUGAACGUAAUAAUGGUUGUGAGAUUAUUCCAAACAUUAUGUACUGUUUUUACACUCGUCUACCUUACAACUGCGCGUUAUGGUUGUGCUACAGUAUGACUAUCAUCCUGUCCAUAGAGAGAUGUAUUGCUACCAGAGUUCUGCGCGACUACAACCGUAAUCGUGCUGUUGGACCAUUGCUCAUAGCUGCUCAGGUCAUGGUGACAUCAUUGCUGAUCACAGUUUUUUAUCUCCCAGUGAGAUUCACUGGAACAAUAUACUAUUGUAUGGCUAUGUCACCGGCUCGUAUGAUGUUUACAGUGAUACCUUUGUCAAUAUCAAUGCUGUUUCAAAGCAUAGCUAUAAUCACUUUUACUAAUCUGAGGGCAGUAAACAAGAGGUUACAACAAAGAUUAAGAGGCGCUGGUGAUUACGGCGGUCGAUAUCAAGUAGAAGAAACAUUGAGGUCCCUCAAUACCUUAGCACCUCUCUUUUACUCUUCAUGUAUUUUCAUACUCAUAUACCUCACUCUAAUGUGUACGACAAUGGCAUUCAGCCAAGAUCUCUCAAUGCCUGUUUUUCUAGCUACGAUUGAGGGUACCAACUGGAUACCUCAGUUAUGCGUAUUUCUGCCGUUACUAUUAUGGUAUCAAGAUAGGAAAGUGAACAAGAAGGUGAAAAAUCUUUUGAGCAUCGAGGUUGCAACCACUCCAGAACGAUACGAGGAGGAACUGCGGAAGAUGUGGAGAUGA
Messenger RNA from Cylicocyclus nassatus, 1022 nucleotides. Lineage: Eukaryota; Metazoa; Nematoda; Chromadorea; Rhabditida; Strongylidae. The record is from the annotation of a GenBank genome assembly.